Cheilinus undulatus (humphead wrasse) is the source of this 681-nucleotide messenger RNA. RefSeq names its product coiled-coil domain containing 103 (gene dnaaf19). Gene Ontology annotation, biological process: inner dynein arm assembly; epithelial cilium movement involved in extracellular fluid movement; determination of left/right symmetry. Lineage: Eukaryota; Metazoa; Chordata; Actinopteri; Labriformes; Labridae. Bases 84 to 326 code for a protein of 80 amino acids. The transcript is spliced from 3 exons. The record is from RefSeq and is a predicted model, not a curated record. Gene Ontology annotation, cellular component: outer dynein arm.
CUUUGUUGUACCCGACUACUGAGGAUACUGGAAACAGCACAACAACUGACUGUGAACACGAGGAAAUUAAACUUUUACAGGUGAUGGCAAGCUCACAGCGUGAUGUCAUCAACUUCUCAGCACUGGAGAGAGAGCUGCAGGGAGCCAUCGAGUCUGAGCAGAAAUACAAGAGAGAGAACGAAGCCAAACUGAGAGCGGUCAACCAGAAGGUCUCCUACGACCAGUUCAGAGACCUGGUCCUGUCGUGUCACCUGAGGCCUCUGGAGAAGAAAGACAAAGAUGGAGCUCCACGGAAACAACCCUGGAACCCUGUCGCUCCGACAUGAUGGACACCCACAUCCAGAGUUUUUAUGAAAUAUUAAGAAAUUCUCCUUACACCGCAACCAACUUCUAAUAAAAUAGAUAAGCAAGUAUUUAACAUCCCAGCUUGAUUUUUUUUGUCUUUCUUUAGAUUCAGUUUUUUCUAUUUGUUUUCUCUGAUUUGGUCAAGAGUUGUACUUUAAUAAAAUGAGAGUGAACCAUUAGGGUGUUUUUUCUUGUCUGUGCUUCUGAUUUAAAAUAGUACUAAAGAGAUAGAGGCAACAUAAUCAGUCUUUUUCUCAAAUACAGUAUCUGUAAGGAAAAUUCACAAUACAAAACUGUGUAAAAUACACAAAAAAUACUAAAGCAAAAAUAAAUGAA